AUGGUGCGUGAGCUUGACAUUAAGGUGGUUUGCGUCGGGGCCGCGAACACGGGCAAGACGACGUUCCUGCGCUACUGGGAAACUGGCGAGUCCCCGCUGCGUCUCUCCACCACGAUACAGAUGGAGUUUCAUCGGCGGGAAAUGUCCAUCGUCGUACCAUCGCCGGCGUACUUUGAGCAGCGACUUCGGCGGGCGGAGGCGCUGAGCACGACGGCUGCCGCGGCUGGCAAAGAGCCUUCUGGAGAGCGACAAACACGGCACCAGGAGGAUGCGGCGGGGCGCCGCUGCAGCGGCAACGAGAGGGAUAACGUGCAUAGUUGCGCGCCCCCGCACGACUUGCGUCGCUUGUGUGCCUCAACCACGGACCAGCGCUCCACCGUCGCUGGUGGCGGGGGGUGCAGCAGCAGCAGCAGCAGCAGUGGUAGCAGGAGCUACGCGUUACUGCAGAACCCGUUUGGAAGCGCGUACGCCAUUGCGCCGCCACGACUUCCGCCGUUUUACGCGACGUCCUCUGCGCGUGGCGGGACCGCAAGCAGGCGUGGAGCUGGCGUUGCCAGCCAUGAUGUGGAGCAGGAGGGGGAAGACCAGUGGUCACUCCUCGAGGCCCCCGCCAUCGUCAAGGUGUGGGACAUACAAGGGCAGGAGAGCACCAAAAGGAUGACGCGCGUCUUCUACACAGGCGCCAGCGCCGUGCUUAUUUUUUGUGAAAUGAGCAACUCCAUAGACACCCUGACAAGCGCCUUGUCGUGGCGGAGCGAUGUGGCGCAAAAGAUCCACAUUCCCAAAGGAAAGCCGUCAACAAACCCCACGACACCGCCACCGUUCGGACGGGACACGGCGGCCAGGGGCAAAAGGAUUCCACAGCAGCAAAGCGAAGAGACCGAGAACCCGCCGUGUUGGCUUGUGAUUAACAAGUACGACCUCCUCGCGAGCCUCACAUCACCACCGACGUGGGCGUCCCACGCGGCACUCGACGAAUUGUGUGCAAGUCAUGGUUUUGCAGGUUGGUCCUAUGCGGCUGGUCGAAGGGGCGUCAACGUGGAGGCGGUGGUGCGGGCUGUCAUCGCCGCCGCAGUGGACCGCUUCCCGCAGCAGUUUUCCCGGGUGUGGGACAACGACGGCGUCGGUGCUGACCCCAGCGAGAGCGGCGGCGCCGACACGGUGGUCCUGCGCACACGAAUGCGACCGCAGCAGCGUCCGAGCGGUGGGUGUUGCAGCAAGUAG
This is a messenger RNA of Trypanosoma conorhini, 1224 nucleotides long. Its product is annotated as putative ras-related protein rab. Gene Ontology annotation, biological process: intracellular protein transport. Gene Ontology annotation, molecular function: GTPase activity. Bases 1 to 1224 code for a protein of 407 amino acids. The record is from RefSeq and is a predicted model, not a curated record. The transcript has a single exon. NCBI's taxonomy places the organism in Eukaryota, Euglenozoa, Kinetoplastea, Trypanosomatida, Trypanosomatidae. Gene Ontology annotation, cellular component: endomembrane system.